AUGGAGUUUCAUGCGAUUGGGAGCGUACUAGCCAACCUCUUCGCUUCGCCGGCCUUACUCGCAGUCGCGGGCUGCGCGAGUGUCAAACUAGCGGCUUGUGUGUUGAACUUCAUCUGGUCUCUUUGCGCUGCCUACCUUCUUCGAGAAGCAGAUUUCUGGACCAAGUUGUUGCCCGAAAAACGGGGAUACUGGAAAAAUCGCGUCGCGUGGGUUACAGGCUCCUCCAGUGGCAUCGGUCUAAGUCUCUGUCGUCUUCUAGCUCAACGAGGAUGCCGCAUCAUUAUGUCCAGUCGGAAUAUGGAGGACCUACAGGCAGCGAAGCAGGACGUGGUUACGUUUUGCGCACAGAAGGGAUUGCAGGAGUCUGAGAAUGCUUUUCUCCUCCUUCCCUUCGAUAUGCUAAAGCUCGAGGCAUUGGAGGAUGUCGUCAAGAAAGCUACUGCUUGGGCACCUAAUGGCCGCAUAGAUUUUCUCUUCAACAACGCGGGUGUCUCCAGUCGGGGGCUUUUCAUGUCUUACGAGGCUACCGAGAAGAUUUUGAAGAUCGAUUUGCUAGCUCAGGUCAAACUGACGAAGCUGGUUCUCCCUAUCAUGAGCAAGGCAGGUUUUGGCCACAUCAUCUUCACAAACUCGGAGAGCAGCAAGCUGGUUACAUGCGGUCGCGAGCCGUAUUGUAUGGCCAAAGCUGGUCUUUUGUGCUUCGCCGAGUCAUUGUCGAGGGACCUCAAAGCAAAAAGCAUAAACAUCUCCGUAACGAGCGCCGUCCCCGGUUGCAUCCGGACCAACACGAGCUACAAGACUCUGGGCCCAGACGGAGCACCGUUGACUGACGACACGUCGUAUAUGCAUCCGGACGUCGCUGCAGGUCUGUCUCCUGAUACUGCCGCCAGGUACAUGCUAAAGGCCGCUUCAAACAAACUACGAGAAUGCUGGGUCGCGCCAACUCCCGUCCUCUUCUAUUUAUAUGUCCAGGAGUAUUUACCGGAUUUAAUGAGCAGUCUGUUGGAUUUGCGGGCCGAGGCCCAUGCUCUCGAAAUUGAGGAAGAAGCGCAAGAACUGGAAGAGAUUGCCCAGAGUGUAUCACGGACUUCCCCACAAACAACUUGA
Neospora caninum is the source of this 1107-nucleotide messenger RNA. Its product is annotated as putative short-chain dehydrogenase/reductase family protein. Lineage: Eukaryota; Apicomplexa; Conoidasida; Eucoccidiorida; Sarcocystidae. The transcript has 5 exons. Bases 1 to 1107 code for a protein of 368 amino acids. Gene Ontology annotation, molecular function: oxidoreductase activity. The record is from RefSeq and is a predicted model, not a curated record.